This is a messenger RNA of Lynx canadensis (Canada lynx), 7771 nucleotides long. It is a transcript of the gene PPIP5K2, whose product is annotated as diphosphoinositol pentakisphosphate kinase 2. Gene Ontology annotation, biological process: inositol phosphate biosynthetic process; inositol metabolic process. Gene Ontology annotation, molecular function: diphosphoinositol pentakisphosphate kinase activity; inositol hexakisphosphate kinase activity; 5-diphosphoinositol pentakisphosphate 1-kinase activity. The coding region runs from base 516 to 4340 and encodes 1274 amino acids. Gene Ontology annotation, cellular component: cytosol. Lineage: Eukaryota; Metazoa; Chordata; Mammalia; Carnivora; Felidae. The transcript has 32 exons. The record is from RefSeq and is a predicted model, not a curated record.
AAUUGCCGGAAAUCGUUCCGCCCGGUGAGAUUUCUUGGUGAGACCCGAGGCGGGCGGGGUGAGGCGCGACCGAGAUAAGGGAGGUGGUGUAGUGCUUUGCAGAACCUCUGCGUGGCCCUUCAUCUGCUACUGUAGAGAGGAGACCGACGUCCCACCUAACAGCUGUAGUCUUUUGACGAACACCUCACUCCUGUCUCCGGCAUUAAAGGGGAAACCGAAGCCCGAGUGGGCUCGGCUAUCUCCUGCAGCUCGCGUGGCUACUGCAGCGGUGGCAGGUAGAAAGAUUGUUGCAUCGACUGACUGAAGCACUAAGCCUCUCUCUCUUAAACUUCAUCAACAAAUGAAGCAAUGAUAUCUGAGAACAGAAGAACAUUUGCCAACUAACUGUCAUCACAAUUUCAAGUGAUUGUAAAAGCAAAAACAAGCUGCAACAGACCUUGUAUAGUAGAGAGAGAAUGGUUUAUUUAAAAGCAAUUUUAGUAUAGUGCUUUAUAUCUAUAUCAAAUGAAAUAAAAAUGAGUGAAGCCCCCAGGUUCUUUGUUGGGCCUGAAGAUACAGAAAUAAAUUCAGGAAAUUAUCGACAUUUCUUCCACCAUGCAGAUGAAGAUGAGGAGGAAGAGGAUGAGUCUGUAAGUUGUUUGCCACCGGAAAGACAGAUUGUGGUUGGAAUAUGUUCCAUGGCAAAGAAAUCCAAAUCCAAACCAAUGAAGGAAAUUCUUGAACGGAUCUCCUUAUUUAAAUAUAUCACAGUAGUAGUAUUUGAAGAAGAUGUUAUUUUGAAUGAACCAGUAGAAAACUGGCCUUUAUGUGAUUGUCUUAUUUCUUUCCAUUCUAAAGGAUUUCCACUGGACAAAGCAGUUGCCUAUGCAAAACUCAGGAAUCCAUUUGUAAUCAAUGACUUGAAUAUGCAGUAUCUCAUACAAGAUAGGAGAGAAGUAUACAGUAUUCUUCAGGCUGAAGGUAUUUUACUUCCACGUUACGCAAUUUUGAACCGUGACCCAAAUAAUCCCAAAGAGUGCAAUCUGAUUGAGGGUGAAGAUCAUGUAGAAGUAAAUGGUGAAGUUUUUCAAAAGCCAUUUGUAGAAAAGCCAGUCAGUGCAGAGGAUCAUAAUGUUUACAUUUACUACCCAACAUCUGCUGGUGGUGGAAGUCAAAGACUUUUUCGGAAGAUUGGCAGUAGAAGUAGUGUUUAUUCCCCAGAAAGCAACGUACGAAAAACAGGCUCAUAUAUAUAUGAAGAGUUUAUGCCCACAGAUGGUACUGAUGUAAAGGUUUAUACAGUGGGUCCAGAUUAUGCUCAUGCUGAGGCUCGAAAGUCUCCAGCCCUCGAUGGCAAGGUGGAACGAGAUAGUGAGGGAAAAGAAGUUAGAUACCCUGUUAUUCUGAAUGCACGCGAGAAAUUAAUUGCUUGGAAAGUCUGCCUUGCUUUUAAGCAAACAGUUUGUGGUUUUGAUUUGUUACGGGCCAAUGGACAGUCCUAUGUCUGUGAUGUCAAUGGCUUCAGUUUUGUGAAAAAUUCCAUGAAGUAUUAUGAUGAUUGUGCAAAAAUACUUGGCAAUAUUGUAAUGCGAGAGCUUGCUCCACAAUUUCAUAUCCCCUGGUCAAUACCCUUAGAAGCUGAAGAUAUCCCAAUUGUACCAACUACAUCUGGAACUAUGAUGGAACUCAGAUGUGUCAUAGCUGUAAUACGUCAUGGGGAUCGAACACCAAAACAAAAAAUGAAAAUGGAAGUGAGGCAUCAAAAAUUUUUCGAUCUUUUUGAAAAGUGUGAUGGAUAUAAAUCUGGGAAAUUAAAACUCAAAAAGCCAAAACAAUUACAGGAAGUGCUGGACAUUGCCCGACAACUUCUUAUGGAGCUGGGGCAAAAUAAUGAUUCUGAAAUUGAAGAAAACAAGUCAAAACUUGAACAACUUAAGACCGUAUUAGAAAUGUAUGGCCAUUUUUCUGGAAUAAAUCGUAAAGUCCAACUAACUUAUCUCCCUCAUGGUUGUCCUAAAACAUCUAGUGAAGAGGAAGACAGCCGAAGAGAAGAACCAUCCUUACUUUUGGUUCUAAAAUGGGGAGGAGAACUAACUCCUGCAGGCAGGGUCCAGGCCGAAGAACUUGGAAGAGCUUUCAGGUGUAUGUAUCCUGGAGGUCAAGGAGAUUAUGCAGGAUUUCCUGGUUGUGGUUUACUUAGAUUACAUAGUACCUACCGACAUGACCUCAAAAUAUAUGCCUCUGAUGAAGGACGAGUCCAGAUGACUGCAGCUGCUUUUGCAAAGGGGCUCUUAGCCCUAGAAGGAGAGCUUACACCCAUUCUUGUUCAGAUGGUAAAAAGUGCGAAUAUGAAUGGUCUUUUGGAUAGUGAUAGUGACUCUUUGAGCAGUUGCCAGCAACGUGUGAAAGCAAGACUUCACGAAAUACUUCAGAAAGAUAGAGAUUUUACGGCUGAAGAUUAUGAAAAGCUUACUCCAUCUGGGAGCAUUUCUCUUAUCAAGUCAAUGCAUUUAAUUAAAAAUCCUGUGAAGACCUGUGACAAAGUUUAUUCCUUGAUACAAAGUUUGACUUCUCAGAUCAGACAUCGAAUGGAAGAUCCCAAAUCAUCAGAUAUUCAACUUUACCAUAGUGAAACAUUAGAGCUUAUGCUACGUAGAUGGUCCAAGUUGGAAAAAGACUUUAAAACAAAGAAUGGAAGAUACGACAUUAGUAAAAUCCCUGACAUAUAUGACUGUAUAAAAUAUGAUGUUCAGCAUAAUGGUUCCUUGAAAUUAGAAAAUACAAUGGAAUUAUACAGGCUUUCAAAGGCAUUAGCAGAUAUUGUUAUCCCUCAGGAAUAUGGUAUAACUAAAGCUGAAAAACUGGAGAUUGCCAAAGGCUACUGUACUCCUCUAGUUAGAAAAAUUCGCUCAGACCUUCAGAGGACACAAGAUGAUGACACUGUAAAUAAACUCCACCCUGUGUAUUCCAGAGGUGUUCUGUCUCCUGAACGUCAUGUCCGUACCAGGUUAUAUUUUACCAGUGAAAGUCAUGUACAUUCUUUACUAUCUAUUCUUCGCUAUGGUGCCUUAUGCAAUGAAUCGAAGGAUGAACAGUGGAAACGGGCUAUGGAUUACUUAAAUGUUGUCAAUGAACUCAAUUAUAUGACUCAGAUUGUUAUCAUGCUUUAUGAGGAUCCUAACAAGGAUCUUUCCUCAGAGGAACGCUUUCAUGUUGAGUUACAUUUUAGUCCUGGAGCUAAAGGAUGCGAAGAAGACAAAAAUUUACCAUCAGGCUAUGGAUAUAGACCAGCUUCAAGAGAGGAAGGGUCAGGUGUGAAGGAGGAUCCGGCUCUGGACAAUGUUAAUGGCUCUAGGCUUAGGAGUCUAGCCAGCCUAGUUCAGAAUGAAGGCAGGAGAUCUUUUAAAAUUGAUAAUGAUGAGGAACCACAUACUUCUAAAAAAGAUGAGGUUGAUCGUGCUGUGAUACUGUUCAAACCAAUGGUAUCAGAGCCAAUUCAUAUACACAGGAAGUCUCCACUUCCAAGAUCUAGGAAGAUGGCUACAAAUGAAGAAGAGAGCCCCCUGAGUGUGUCUAGCCCAGAGGGUACUGGUACCUGGCUGCAUUAUACCAGUGGUGUGGGUACUGGGCGUCGAAGACGCAGAUCAGGGGAACAAAUCACUUCUUCCCCUGUCUCCCCCAAAUCAUUGGCUUUCACAUCCAGUAUUUUUGGCUCAUGGCAACAGGUUGUAUCUGAAAAUGCUAAUUAUCUGCGAACACCAAGAACUCUUGUGGAACAGAAGCAGAACCCUACUGUAGGGUCUCACUGUGCGGGCCUGUUUAGCACCUCGGUGCUCGGGGGUUCUUCAAGCGCACCUAACCUACAGGAUUAUGCUCGUACUCAUCGUAAAAAGCUGACUUCUUCUGGCUGCAUAGAUGACGCCACACGCGGUUCUGCUGUUAAAAGGUUUUCUAUCUCAUUUGCUCGACACCCAACCAAUGGCUUUGAAUUGUAUUCCAUGGUGCCAUCUAUUUGUCCUCUAGAAACUCUUCACAAUGCCCUGUCUUUAAAGCAGGUGGAUGAAUUUCUUGCUUCCAUUGCUUCUCCAUCAAGUGAAGUUCCACGGAAGACCCCUGAAAUUUCCUCUUCAGCUUCACGUUCCAGUCCAGUAAUGAGAAGAAAAAUAUCUUUAAAUACGUAUACACCUGCAAAAAUCCUCCCAACACCACCAGCUACCUUAAAGAAUACGAAAGCAAGCAGCAAGCCAGCUACCAGCGGACCUUCUAAUGCCGUUGUUCCUAAUACCUCAUCUCGAAAAAAGACUAUAGCUAGCAAAACAGAAAUGCAUGAACACAAAAAAACCACUGGGAAAAAGAAAUGAAAUCUUAGCGGAAGCUGGAGCUCCAUAUAUUUAUAAAAAUCACGUUGUUUGAUAGAAAAAGACACGUAAUAAACCUUGACUGAAAACUGUCAAAGCAAGUAAUUGAUGUUUCUCCUUAUACACCUCUGUAUUCAUUUUAAAAUAUGUUAAAUCUAGAGAAUUCUUUGUAUAUAUUCAGGUAAGGACCUUUUCUCAUGCUCUUGAAAUGUUUAAAACAAUGUUUAUUAACAUUUUAGCAAAACUUACGGUGAUGAAGGUCUGUCAUUCUUAAUAUUAUGUUUGCUAUGUGCCCUCUGUAAAGAAAACGACAGGAGACCUCAGCUAGCCUGUCCCAGUGUCUCACCAGUAAUGCUGUUUACUCAAGAAUCUGUGAGGUGACCUCUAUACAUACUUUCAUUUUCACGGGAUUGUAUGUCAGCUAUAAAAACCUAUAGCUUGAGUUGGAAUUUGACAGCCAGGAUUACAUAUUACAGAUUUUUAAAGUAUAUUUCCAAAGAGAUUUCACUGACCAUUUGGGUUAGAAACUUUUUUCCUCCAAUUGUUAGAAUUACAUAUAUGCUGCAAUAUUUAAUAACUGGAGUACUAGCAUAUGGGUUAUUUUUCCAAUAUGUGCUUUGAGGUUUUUUUUUUUAUUGUGUAUUAUUUAAAAUAUUACAUAUACAGCUGGGGUGACUACACCUUUAUGUGCAUAAAUUUCUAUAUUAAUUUGUAGAAAAUACUUGCUUUAUAUAUUUCCUUAUCAUAAGGUGCUUUCGCUCAUCAGGAAAAUACUGCUUUAUGUAUCGGGAAGAAAGACAUCUUUAGAAUUUCUUUUUAAGAGACAUAGUUGAUAAGUUUAUAAAUGUUACACUUAUUUUCAGAGUUCUUUUUAGAUCUAAGGAAACCAGUUCAAAAAUGGAUAUCAGCAGUGUGAGGAGAAUGUCUCAAUUCUGUAGUUAGGAGAUAUUAUGCAUAACACCUCUUUUUAGCAUUUCCAUUCUUAUCUCUAGUGUAUCAGUUGAUCUCACUAAGAAAGCUUAAAGAUUGAACAUUGGAUAUAAAUGCUCUUUUCAAACUAUUAGAUUUUGAAAGGAAAUUGAGGUCAUUGUUUUGUGAUUUCAUCUGUGAUGUGAAAAAAUAUUUAUUGUAUUGGUGCUUUUUUAUCCCCUAGUGCACAAAUAAUUAUAAGCCACUUGAAUGACUUAAACUGUAAACCAAACAAUACAACCUGAUAAGAAUCCCAUGCAUUGCCAGUCAGGUAACUUAAGUUGCUAAAGCUUUACUUUGAAGCUUAUAUUUAGGAUAUUAUUGAAUUCUCAUACGAACACAACUAUUAAAACUCUUCAGGAGGCUCUCGUAACUUUAAAUCAUCACCUAUGAAUUGACAUUUAGAAAAUAAACAUAUUAAGUGUUAGUUUUAAAAGGUACCAGAUGCAAAAGUCACAAAUAUAUACAAUUAUAUAAGUUCAUAUACUUCACGUGAAUGUACUUGUAUUAUAUGGAGACAUGUCUUGUAAACAGUUGAAUGUACCUAAACUUUCUGUAUGUGAAAAUGUUAAUGUGCUCAGUGUGGGAGUAAGAAGCUACUUUUAUUUUUUAGUGGAACUUAAUUAAAAUAUUUUAUUUCCAGAAUCAGAGAGUCAAUUAAGUGGCAACUUAUUUUUGAUUUCUAGUCUUUAUCUCUUUACUUUUAGCUUUCAAAGUAGAAAUAAGAAAACUAUUUGAGUAUUAAACGAUGCUAAUCUCAGAUGUGAAAUAAAACUUACUGUUGGCCAUAUCUAUUUCCUAGAAAUUAGCUACAGAAAUUCAGCAUAGCUUAUUUUUACCAUUGUUAUACAUGAACUAUGAUUUCACCGUAGUCACUAAACUCUGUAAUAUUUUUGUGUAGACUGAUUAGAUAAACUGAUUUGAAAGAAUCUUUGAAUCAUUUUCUAAAACAACAGAAGUCUUAUAUAUCAGAGCAGGAAAUUACAGUUAUCACUCUUUAGUGCAGGUUUGACUGAACCAUCCGUUUCUCCCAUGAUUCUAUCCCUGUAUGGGUUUUGUUUGUUUGUUUGUUUGUUUGUUUUAAAUACUGCAAGGUACUGUUUCUUGCAGCCCAGUCCUCCAAGCAGCAGAGAUGAGAAAGCCCAUCCUGAGGAGCUGUCCAGCCAUUCUAGGAUGUUAGUCUUCAUGGUGCAUUAUUCCAUCUUUCCAUCCUUAAUCCCACAUCUGAACGCAGACCUCACUUUCCCCUUGAAGCAAUGCUGGCAGAUUUUGCUGCCCUGGUUCUAUAGGAUUCUCCUAAGUCCAUUCUAAACACCAGGAAAUACAUUUGAGGUGUUGUACCAACAUUGGAUUAAACAGCAAAAUGUGCUGAACAGCUUAUCUCAGGUUUCCUUUGAGCAGGAAAUGGAGGCAGAGGAGAAACAGUAAAGGGACAGAGAACAUGUGACAGUGUGCUUGCUUGCAUAUACAUGGAACAAAAGGGCAAUAGACAGCAAUUAAAAGAGAAAAGCUAAAUGUAUCGCUCUUCAAUAAAGAUCUAAUUACAAUUCUUAAGACAAGAGAAAAGCCUCUUUUGAACAGUAUUAUUACCCAGAGUUUCCUCCAGGUUUUGCUGACUAAUGUGCAUGUCCACUAUUACCUAGUUUCAUGCUAAAUUUUUUUCAUGCUAAGAUUUUGCUUUUACUUGGUCUUGUGUGCAUACUUUAAUGGAAAGUCCACAGUAUUUCCUGUGUGCUUAUCAAAGUUUGCUUUACAUAUAGUAUUCAUUAACAUGACCUCAUUUUAUCCUUGGUUUAUCUGGGCAGAGUAGACUGCCUAUAUUAUUCUUAGUAAUGUUGGGAUUCUUAGUAAACUCUGAGUUUAGACCCUCUCUAAUUCUCUUGAGCUGUACCCAGAGCUGUCAUCAACAGCAGCAUUCUUGCCCAUGGGGACAAUUUUUAUCCUUCUGAAGGGGUCACUUGAUAUAAGGAAUUCAAGUAGAAAUAGCUCUCCCUUUGCACAGAAUCAUUCAUAGGUACCAAACUAUUGCCGUGUAAGGUUUUCUUUAUAUGGGUCAGUUUUUGUUGAAGGGUCUACUCUGUAUUUUCAGAGAAUGGAAAACUUUAUAAAAUCUAUUCUUUUAUAACAUAUAUAAAUUAUAUCUCAAAUAUGUCACUUAGGUUUUCUAUAACCUUUUCCUUUGGCCCAUGUGCUUAGUCAUGACUUGAAAGAGGUAAAGGAAACUUUCCAUAUAAGGAUUUUCUCCUUUUAUUGCCUGUGUUUUUUUUUAUUUCUUUCUAUAUUUUUAUGUCUUCUGUUGCAUAUGAAUUCAUGACUGCUAGAUUUACAAUGUGGGUUUUACAUUUAUCAUUAUAACAAUAUCUUUUGUUGUUAUUUCAUUGGAUGCUUUUGCCUUAUAGUUUAAAAUGUCAGAUAUUAAGAUUAUGACGUUUUCUUUUAAAGUACAUUUGCUUGAUACACCUUUA